AAAUUUCCGUAAAUAUCGAUAUCAAAGAAACGCUUAUAAGAAAGCGCUCAAUAAAGCGUUGAUCGUGAUCCAGAUGAAAAACAACAAACAGAGUGAGCAAACUUAUUCCAACAAAAGAGUAAAUUCUGCAAGUUUUGUCUUCAGAAGAUUGUUUCCAGCCUGAUCAUUUCCGACAGCUAAGAUGUAAAUGAACUUCAGAAACAGCAAACGAAUGUCAGCAGACGACAGUAUAUGAGUCACCAUCGAUGUCCAUUUCUGGAGACUUUCCUAGAGAUCAUUAAACACUCUAGUGACAGCUCCAGCUUCCCAAAUAGACGAGCGCGCUGUUUCCUGUGGCAGCACUUGUUGUAGUACCUGAUUAAGGGUGGUGAGUCCAUAACGGUGUGACGAUGGACACCUUCUUGAUGAGGAUGCGACGCGCAGCAGGGUCACCUGAUGACCCAGAUGUGCCAGAAACAAAUGCUGCAGUGGCAGGAAACGGAACCAGUUUGGAUGUCACAACAGCAGCAGCAGCAGGGGGAACAGAAAAAUCUGGUAUAGACAAACUUGAAGCCCAAGUCAUGGAACAAAUACAGAGAUUGCCAGUGUGGGCGUUGGUUGCAAUAUGUGCGGGCGCGCUUCUCAUUCUGCUUUGCUGCACAUAUUGUAUAUGCAAACGAUGUUGUUGCAAAAAACGCAAGAAGAAAGAUGGCAAAAAAGGACUCAAAGGCAUUGUGGGACUGGAAGAUGUGAAAAUUCUUGGACAUUCCAUGAAAGAAAAGGUGCAGCCAGACUUGGAGGAACUUGAAGUAAACAUGGAGGACAAUGAAGAUGCUGAAAGUACAAAAUCAGAAGUGAAACUUGGAAAACUGCAGUUCUCUGUCGACUUCGAUUUCCAGAAAGGGGAGUUGGCAGUUGGUGUAAUUCAAGCAGCAGAUUUACCAGGAAUGGACAUGUCCGGCACAUCAGAUCCAUAUGUUAAAGUCUACCUUCUCCCAGACAAGAAGAAGAAGUUUGAGACCAAAGUCCACCGAAAAACAUUGAAUCCAGUAUUCAAUGAAACAUUUGUAUUUAAGGUUCCAUUUGCAGAAGUUGCAUCUAAGACAUUGACUUUUGCUGUUUACGAUUUCGACCGCUUCUCGAAGCACGACCAGAUAGGUCAGGUGCAAGUCCCACUGAACUCUGUUGACCUUGGAAAGACCCUCGAAGAAUGGCGUGAUCUGGCAAGCCCAGAAAAUGAGGAAAAGGAAAACAAACUUGGUGACAUAUGUUUUUCACUGAGAUAUGUGCCGACUGCCGGAAAACUCACCGUUGUCAUUCUUGAAGCCAAAAAUCUGAAGAAGAUGGAUGUUGGUGGAUUGUCAGAUCCCUAUGUUAAAAUAUCGUUGAUGCAAAAUGGGAAAAGGGUUAAGAAGAAGAAAACUACCAUUAAAAAGUGUACUCUGAACCCGUAUUAUAACGAGUCCUUUACGUUUGAAGUUCCGUUUGAACAGAUCCAGAAAGUCACCUUGAUAAUAACAGUGGUUGAUUAUGAUCGUAUUGGAACCUCCGAGCCAAUUGGACGGGUACUCCUUGGCUGCAACUCUACAGGCACCGAACUGCGCCACUGGAGCGAUAUGCUGGCCAACCCUAGGCGUCCUAUUGCCCAAUGGCAUACACUACAGGAAGUACCUGAGAAAAACUAGAGAUACAGUCAAACAGGAAGGAUUAUUCUGGGAAACAUUGUGACCAGUCCUUCGAUUUGAAGUGACAUAUGUGAAACAAACAGAAUUUCAUUUCUAAAACAAUUGCAUUUAGUAGAAAAGUAGAAAAAGUCAUCAGUGUUGGGACCAAGGUAUCUAUGAAGGAAUGCUCUAUGAUUUUCAUAUUUCUGUAUAUCUUACAAUAUUACUAUAUAUUUCACAAUUUGACAUUAUUUAAUGUCACAGAAUUCUUUACAUCACAUAUAUUAUACAUUAUGCUUGGAUGUUGUUUAUCGAUAAAGUUACUGAUUCAGAUUUUUUUUUAAAUCAACAAGAACUGUAUAAGGAUGCUUAUUAUAGUCUGUUUUACAUACUUACUAAAAAUGUAGGAUUAUGUAUUUUGUAUCUACGCACACUGAAUAGUUUAUGUAAUUCUACUAUCUUUACAAAGUAAAAUUUUCUAGAAUUAGUUAUACAUUUGUAGUUGAUCUACCUAAAGCAGUUUGGGAACGAUAUUUUUUUCCAAGCUGCAGUUGUUGCUUUUGAAAAUGGUAUAUUGAAAAAUAUAUCCUGAAAAAAGUUUAAGCGAAAAUGUGUCAAAAAAACUUUGGAAUUAUUUAUAUUCUAUUUCUUAAGGAUCGUGAAAAAAAAAAUGUCAUUAUGUGUAACAGUACUAAAAUAUGAGAAUAGAUUGAAAGUGAAAUACCCCACUGUCAUAUCUUCACUAGUGAAUGAAAAACAGUCAUUUUCUUUUUCUGCUGUUAUUUUACACAUAUUGCAAAUACUUGUGAGUAAGCUGGUUUGUUACAUUGCUAUAAUCACACUGCUGAUUUCGGCCAUUUCCUUUUUUUCUCAAAAGAUAAGAGUUUUAGAUAGGUUUAUCUCUGUUUUAGUCCAUUAAUUAAUACUGUAGAUUAAGGGCAAGCACAAUCUAUGGGACUGAUAAUAUUUAAAAAAUCUGACAAAAUAUUAUGGUGUAUCAGCAUAAUAUAGGCUUUUUCUUAUAAGUUUCCUGGAUAAUAGAGAAAUGAAAUUACAAAAGUUCCAUUUAAUGACCAUCACUUUUCAGACAACUGUAUCAGUUUACAGACAAGUAUAUUACAAUAUUUAUGUAUCCCAUCAACAUUGGUUGUAAAUGUGUAUGAAAGCACAUGUUACAUUGAUAUUAAUUAUAAUAUGAGCCGCGCCAUGAGAAAACCAACAUAGUGGGUUUGCGACCAGCAUGGAUCCAGACCAGCCUGCGCAUCCACGCAGUCUGGUCAGGAUCCAUGCUGGUCGCUUUUAAAGCCUAUUGGAAUUAGAGAAACUGUAAGCGAACAGCAUGGAUCCUGACCAGACUGCGCAGAUGCGCAGGCUGGUCUGGAUCUAUGCUAGUCGCAAACCCAUUAUGUUGAUUUUCUCAUGGCACGGCUCAUAUAUCAUAUAUCUGUAUAGAGUGUUGUAUUGUGUAGAAAAAAUCUUCUUUUUUGUCUUAAAAUAACACAAAAAAAUCUGACUGUUAUACAAAGAUCUGGAUGUGGUUGUUGCAGUGAUAUAUAUAAUGAAGAUGUAAUUCAUGGCUGUGUGAAUUAUAGAUGUAAUUCAUGGCUGUGUGAAUUACAGCUCAGAUCUGAUAUUGCUGAGAUAUAUAUGUUUGUAAAAUUAACUGAUGUUCAUUAUUUCUUUGUUUUUACUCUUUUUGGCUGAUAUUGUCAUUAUAGACUGUCUGAGUUGUGCAUUAAAGGGAAGAAAUAAAGUGGUAUCAUAUAAGAGUUUCACGCAAAUGGAAGAGUUACUGUAACUCCUCCAAAAAUUUGAAUUGACGUAACACAUAGGUGAAUGAAGAAUUGAAAAAGUGACAUUUAUUCAAUAAAAAGGCUUGGGAUCAUUUUGGAAGAAAAUUUCUUGAAAUAAUACAGUAUAUUACUUUGAUGAAGUGUUUCGACUCUGUUUAAUGUUUUUCUGUAAUGUAAGUCUUUAACAUUUCUUUAAUGUACCAAGCUGCGGUGGGGAAAAGUUCGAGCCCUGUCAGAGCCUGGUCUUGUUACUGAAAUAAAUGCCAGCCAGUUAAUUAAUGGUUACUGAUUGCCUACCUGCCUGGUGCCAAGCAUCCAGAAGUUAUGCUGUUCAAUAUAAGUAGGUGUCUCUAUAAAACAACAUGGCUGAUCUUUUCAGUAUAGGUGACACUAUAAUGAACAAACACUUUAUGUUUUAUUUUUGUACCUGAUCUGAAUGUUUCAUUUAUUAUUUACUGUUUACAUCUAGAGAACUGUUGAAGAGAUUAUGUAAAAACUUCUCCUAAAGUUUAAAAGGGUAAUGUAAUACAAUGAUAUGAAGAGGUUGAAUAGUAGAUCAUGUGUAGUUAUAACUGUGUUGUGAUUAUGAUCAUGUAUUCAUAUGGAAAUCCCAUGAUGGAAUUGUUAGUUGAUUUUUUGCUGUGAUAUGUUAUUUUUAGAUUUUUUUUUUGUUUUUAUUAGGUCAGAGAAAGUAAUUUUCAGAUUCCUUAAUGCAAUUCUGUCAUGAGCUUUAACAUAAGAAAACAGAAAGUGAUUUUUAAAAAUAAAAAUUGAAGCUCUGUUUGGUAUUUUCAAGAUAUAUGUUGAAAAGGUGUGACAUAAUAAAUGGAAGAAGUUGAUGUACCUACAACAAAUCUUUAAAAAAAAUGAACCCGUCUUAUAAGAGGGUCUUAUUUGAAUACUGCCGAUUUUUGCGCAAACUCCGGACCCCGUCUUAUAAGUGAUCCACCUUAUAAAUGAGUAAAUAUGAUAGUUGUCAGUUAGUCACACACAAAAAAAAGCACACCAACGUUGAAAUGCUUUCAGUACAGCUGAGGCUUUUACGAAAGUCUGCAGAUAUUUUCAGUAGGACUUUUCCAUGGAAAUGAACUGACACAGUUUUUUUUUAGAAAUUGUUGAUUUUUAUCGUACAAGUGUUGACUUCGAAAUUUUCACAACCAAAAGUCAAAUAUAAAUUAGCAAAUAAUCUCCCUUUUAAGAAAUUUAUCACAUUAUGGAAUCUCAAACAUGUUACUUUCUGUGACUUUAUUUACUUAGUGAAUGAUUGUGAAUCUCUGAUUGAUUUAUGUAUCACAUUAUAAUUAUGUAAAAAAAGACGGUGGCCAAAAGAAACUCACCAUUGAAUUUAGAAAAUGCAUUUGCAGUUAAACGUUUUCUUGUAAUGUACAUUUAGCAGCAUGCAGUGCAUUUAAUUUAUCUUAAUCAGGAUUUACAAUCUUUUAUUUUACAUUUGAAACAUUCCAUAUUUUGGACCAAAAAAAACAUUUCUUUUUGAAAUAUUCCAGGUCAUAUCAGUUGUGAAUAAAGUGUAUGUAUGCUUGAUUUUGAAUCUUUAGUUUAACCCAAUACUCUGCUAAAUUUCUAUAAUGAACUUGUCCACCUUUCAAUUUGGACAGUAUCAUCAUCUGUUAAAAGGGGUGCAUACCAAAAAAAGAUACUGACUGAAUGGCAAACAGUGCAGAUCACGAUUAGACUGCAUGGAUGUGCAGGCUGAUCAUGAUCUGCACUGGUCGCAAGGGCAGAAUCAGUCGUGUCCAGCAUGAUAAGGGUUGAAAUGACUGUGUUCAGUUUUUUUUUUAUCUCUUUAAGCAUUAAGUCUAUAAACUCAUUAUUGUUCCAACACUGUUUCUCUACUUCAUAUCAUCUGGACUUAGUAUUUGAGUUGAGUGUAAAGACAAGAGUAUUUGUUACAAGUGACCUAAAUUAUAGUAGAGUAAAGAGGUUUGGGGAUUUUACAGAUGGGCAGAUAACUUUAAUUUGUUGUAAAGAACAAUUACACUUUGAAACUGCCUAUUUCAGGAUAAUGCCGUCGUUGGAUAAGUUAACUUAAAGCAGAAAAAGGUUGUGGGUUUUUUUUUUUUUUUUUCAAAUUAAAUCUUGCUAAAAUCAUUAGUAUGUGACUAUAUAUAAGAUAAAGUUGUGAAAUUAUGUGACAAACCGUCUGAUCAAGAAUCUAACCAUCAGACACUAAUACUCAUAAUACCUUUGUCUGUGGUAAAAAUAAGUAAAGUUGAAAAAAAAACAACAAGAUUGUUUUAUUUUACAGAAAUUUUUGGGUUUUAUCCUUACUUGGUAGUACAAACUUAGCUUGGCAAAAUAAAAAAAAUGAUGGGCUGAAAUUAAUCUGUAUUUUCAAAUUACACAUCAGUACAAAUGUGAGAAAUAUCGUAACAUUAAAGAUUUUAAACGUUUGUCUACUAUAACCAGUCCUGUAUAUCCAUUUAACAACUUGAAAUGGAUUCAGUUGCCAUUACAUUACCUUACCUUUUAAGCAACUUUUAAGUCUACUGAUCCUGCAGGAUUAUUGACAUUUAUUCUGAUUCUUUUGCAAAAUUUUUUUUAUCAAGUCUAUCAGUCAGCAGAACAUAAAUGAGCUGCACCAUAAGAAAACCAACUAAUGCAUUUGCGACCAGCAUGGAUCCAGACCAGCCUGCGCAUUCGCGCAGUCUGGUCAGGAUCCAUACUGUUCGCUUUCAAACCCUAUUGCAAUUAGAGAAACUGCGCAGGCUGGUCUAGAUCCAUGCUGAUCGCAAAUGCACUAUGUUGGUUUUCUCAUGGUGCAGCUCAAAUUAUGUUAGUUUAACAAAAGUCUAAGUUUCUGACUUGAAUUUAGUGUCAUUUAUACACUGGAGACAUUCUAAGCCAGCAUCAAGCAAAACAUGAGAUUCUCUUAGAAAAUGUGCUUUUCUAAUUUAUGUAUCUUUAAGCCAGAUUAAAAUAUAUUUUAUGAUUCAUUUGAGAAAAAUACUUAAUGUAAGCACUGUUUAUAUCAUUGUCAAGGGUAGAAAUAUCUUUAGGAAUAGACUUGGAAAGACUUAAAUUGUGAGAAGUUUUUUUUCCAGCUUGAAUUUCAAUUUCAAUUUUUUAAAGAAAAGUGGAAAUUUCUAUAUAUUAAAAACAAUAGAUUUUCAAGAUUGUCAUUAUAUUUUGUUUGUUUUUAUUAAUUUGAUGAGAUCUUUUGUUGAAUUAUUUUACUACUGCUUUUACAAAAAUGCUCUUUUUCAGAAUUGUACAAAAAAUCACAAAUUCAUAGAGAAUUGUUUUGUUGGUGAAUAAAGUCUUUUGUCCAAA
Mercenaria mercenaria is the source of this 6727-nucleotide messenger RNA. Its product is annotated as synaptotagmin-1-like. NCBI's taxonomy places the organism in Eukaryota, Metazoa, Mollusca, Bivalvia, Venerida, Veneridae. Gene Ontology annotation, biological process: regulation of dopamine secretion; synaptic vesicle endocytosis; regulation of calcium ion-dependent exocytosis. The record is from RefSeq and is a predicted model, not a curated record. The transcript has 12 exons. Bases 390 to 1664 code for a protein of 424 amino acids. Gene Ontology annotation, cellular component: synaptic vesicle membrane; dense core granule; axon. Gene Ontology annotation, molecular function: syntaxin binding; clathrin binding; calcium ion binding.